AAGACGAAAACGAGAAGGUAUCGAACUCGGUCGACCACCCGUCGAAAAUGCCUCUACGAGAUCGUAAAAGUGCCGCGUGUCCUCUAUUGUGUAUAUAUAGGGGUACCACGAAGAAACCAUUGCAGUUCUUCAACGAACGUUCUUAGAUUCAUUCUUCGACUCGUAGGACAGAAGAAAAUGAUAAAGUUUCUUCUCCUAGGUGUAUUCGUGGCCCUAUCGGCUGCACAAUUUCAGCCCCAACCAACUGGAAGGAUUCUAGAACCACCCAUACCAGCAUUGUGCGCGCAACGAACAAUUCACGAACGCUUUAACGGAAAGGGUUACUACUAUUCGUGGGCUGAUCCUAGAACAAAUGGACAAGAAGUUGAUUGGCUUGCCGGUAGAAAUUUUUGUAGACAACGAUGCAUGGAUCUUGUAUCUUUGGAAACUUCUGCAGAAAAUGAAUUUAUCAAGAGCCGCAUCGUGCAAAAUAAAGUGAAAUACAUUUGGACAUCCGGUCGUCUUUGUGACUUUAAAGGAUGCGACAGGCCAGAUCUUCAACCGCUUCAUAUAAAUGGUUGGUUCUGGACAGCUGAGCUACAAAAACUUGCACCAACUAAUGAUCGCAAUCAAAAUGAUUGGUCCGAGAGCGGCGGUAUUGGCAAACCUCAACCCGACAAUCGUGAGGCCAUCCAAGGUGGUGCUCCAGAAAAUUGUUUGGCUGUUCUUAAUCAAUUUUAUAAUGAUGGUGUUAAUUGGCACGAUGUUGCUUGCCAUCAUAAAAAACCAUGGGUAUGCGAAGAGAAUGAUUCUCUUUUAAAAUACGUUCGUUUUACCAAUCCAAAUCUCCGCGUUUAACUUUAAAUUUUAAAUGAAAAUGUGACGAGUGGAUAGACCAUUAUUAUUUCAACUACUGUUACUCCUUUAAAUUAUAAGAUUUCAUAAGAUUAAGUAACGCGACUGAAUAGUGUGUAGCGCGAUUAUAUUUAUUAUAACAAUUACUUCAUUACUAAGUACAUUACUCAUGUUACAGUACAUUGUACAAAAUAUACUGAUUCAAGCACAUUGUUUUUUUCAUACAAUUUCAAAAUACAUGGAACAUAUUUGUAUCAAUGCUCA
Vespa velutina is the source of this 1098-nucleotide messenger RNA. RefSeq lists its product as uncharacterized. NCBI's taxonomy places the organism in Eukaryota, Metazoa, Arthropoda, Insecta, Hymenoptera, Vespidae. The coding region runs from base 178 to 837 and encodes 219 amino acids. The record is from RefSeq and is a predicted model, not a curated record. The transcript is spliced from 5 exons.